Trichoderma virens Gv29-8 is the source of this 1014-nucleotide messenger RNA. RefSeq lists its product as uncharacterized. Gene Ontology annotation, molecular function: ATP-dependent NAD(P)H-hydrate dehydratase activity. The transcript has 4 exons. The record is from RefSeq and is a predicted model, not a curated record. Gene Ontology annotation, biological process: metabolite repair. The coding region runs from base 1 to 1014 and encodes 337 amino acids. Lineage: Eukaryota; Fungi; Ascomycota; Sordariomycetes; Hypocreales; Hypocreaceae.
AUGUCUGCCUCAACGAGAAACCUGCUGGGCAGAGUCAGGCGAAUGGUCCCGCCUAUGCUAGACACGUUUCAUAAGGGCCAGCUGGGCCGAGUUGCUGUUAUCGGAGGCAGCGAGGAUUAUACCGGAGCUCCGUACUUUUCGGCCAUGGCUAGUGCGAGAUUGGGAUGUGACAUGUCACACGUUAUCUGCACUCCUGCAGCUGCGGCAGUCAUUAAGACAUACUCACCCAACCUCAUGGUCCACCCGCUCAUGCGCCAAUCACCUCCGCAGAAACAAGCUUCACAAGACGAUGACCCGGACUCCAACCCUGAUCACGUAUCACGCAAGAUCAUUGAGAUGCUGGGCCGACUGCACGUCCUGGUUGUUGGCCCCGGACUGGGCCGUGAUCCCCUCAUGCAAGCAACCGUGGCUCGCGUCAUCAGGGCCGCUAGAGAAUCCAACAUGCCCGUAGUCCUCGACGCUGAUGCCCUUCAAAUCGUCCAAAACGAUCCAGACAUAGUCCGAGGCUACAAAUACGCAGUUCUGACCCCCAACGUCGUCGAAUUCAAGCGUCUAUGCGACGCCCUCAAGAUCAACAUCGGUCAUCAGUCCAGCGAGACGGGCAAGGUAGAAGCCCUAGCUAAGGAACUAGGCGGCGUGACAAUCAUAGAAAAAGGUCAAAAGGAUUUUAUUUCCAACGGUAAAGUCACGCUUGUGAGCGAUCUCGAGGGAGGAAAGAAGCGAAGCGGCGGACAAGGCGAUACUUUGACUGGUGCUGUGGCUACUUUCUUGGGAUGGCGAAAGGCUUAUCUGGAUGGCCUAUGGAAAGACCAUGAGCAGCCUGCUCUUGAUGCCGAUGAGAUGAUGGGCUUGGCGGCAUUUGGAGGAAGUGCAGUGACUAGGGAGUGCUCUCGACUAGCUUUUGUAAAAAGGGGACGAAGCCUGCAAGCAAGUGACCUGACGGACGAGGUGCAUACGGCAUUUAUGGGGCUGUUUGGCGAGGUUGAUGGCGAGACAGAUGCGGCAAAGCUGUAA